AUUUAUUUUUCUUUUCAUAGGAAGUAUCUUCUUUAUUUUAUUACACAUAAAUUAUCACAAUAAAUUAUCACAAUAAUGUCUAUUAAGUUAAAUUCCGGAUAUGAAAUGCCAAUCGUUGGCUUUGGUUGUUGGAAAGUUUCCAAGGAUACCUGUGCCGAACAAAUUUACAAUGCAGUAAAGGUUGGUUAUAGAUUAUUUGAUGGUGCUAUGGAUUACGGCAAUGAAAAGGAAGUCGGUCAAGGUCUUAGAAAGGCCAUUGAAGAUGGUUUGGUUACCAGAAAGGAACUUUUCGUUGUUUCCAAGCUUUGGAACAACUUCCAUGAUCCAAAAAAUGUCCCAAUUGCUCUUAACAAGGUCUUGGAAGAUUUGGGAUUCGAUUACAUUGAUCUUUUCUUGAUUCAUUUCCCAAUUGCUUUCAAGUUUGUUCCAAUUGAAGAAAAAUACCCUCCUGGUUUCUAUUGUGGAGAUGGUGAAAACUUCCAUUACGAAGAUGUCCCACUUUUGGAUACCUGGAAGGCCUUGGAACAAUUAACCAAGGAUGGUAAGGUUAGAUCUAUUGGUAUUUCCAACUUCAAUGGUGGUCUUAUCUAUGAUUUACUUAGAGGAGCUGAAAUUAAACCUGCUGUAUUGCAAAUUGAACAUCACCCAUACUUACAACAACCAAACCUUGUUGAAUUUGUUCAAAGUAAGGGAAUUGCCAUCACUGCCUACUCUUCCUUUGGUCCUCAAUCUUUCUUGGAAUUGAACCAUUCCAAGGCUUUGAAUUGUCCAAAGCUUUUUGAUCAUGCUUCUAUCAAGACUAUUGCUGAUGCUCACAAGAGAAGCCCUGCACAAGUUCUUCUUAGAUGGGCUACUCAAAGAAAUAUUGCAGUCAUUCCAAAGUCUAAUAACCCAGACAGACUCUUGCAAAACUUGGAAGUCAACGAUUUUGACUUGACCAAGGAAGAAAUUGAAGAAAUUUCUAAGCUUGAACAAGGUUUAAGAUUUAACGACCCAUGGACUUGGAACAACAUUCCAAUUUUUGCUUAAAAUAUAUUAUAUAUAUAUUUAUAUAUAUCUUGUUAUAUAGUA
Messenger RNA from [Candida] anglica, 1071 nucleotides. The record is from the annotation of a GenBank genome assembly. NCBI's taxonomy places the organism in Eukaryota, Fungi, Ascomycota, Pichiomycetes, Serinales, Debaryomycetaceae.